Penicillium griseofulvum is the source of this 1560-nucleotide messenger RNA. RefSeq lists its product as uncharacterized. NCBI's taxonomy places the organism in Eukaryota, Fungi, Ascomycota, Eurotiomycetes, Eurotiales, Aspergillaceae. Bases 1 to 1560 code for a protein of 519 amino acids. The transcript has a single exon. The record is from RefSeq and is a predicted model, not a curated record.
AUGCUAAACUCUGACUCUGGAUCAACGUCAAAAAUUGGAGCGAUGGGCCAUUCGUGUGAUAACAGAGAAGAUGCAAUGUUUGCCCGCAGCUUGGUGGAGUUUUUUUCACAUUUUGCGGGCGUUGAGGUUCCUAGCCAUGGGACUUUUGCUCCAUCACCGCCCGGCAGCAGUGAUCCGCUUGGGCUGGAGUUCCUAUCCCGCCAUCCAGGAUUUCCCCCCCGCAUUGCUACCGAGGGGCUUAUACCCCUUCUCACCACUUAUGUAGACCGGAUGGUUUCAGCAGUUGAAUCAGCCAGUGCCACGCGGCAGGCGCGUCCACAACACGAGUUGUCGCCGGCUUCAAGCACAUAUGACAUACCUCAAGCCCCGGCGGUACCCACUGUGUCACAGUCCAAUGGGGAAGAUAUGAUGCAGGCAGUUCCCCCGGGGCCGCGAGAGUUGUACCAGAUAGCUUCAAGCUGCAUGCUGUCAGCUUUUAACUUGAGCAAGGCUGUCAUAGGCGCCAAGAAUGCCAAGAAUGCCAAGGGCAACAACGUGGUACGCAUCGGCACGGACCGUCCAACAAUUCCUAAAUCGACUAUCGCUACUAGUCCUGAAUAUGUGUUUGCUACCUUCAUGUUCGGAGGUCUCUGGUAUUUUUAUGCCAGUCGUUCUUCGAUCGAACCAGUUGUGGACAAUUGGUGUUCAUGGCUUAAUGACAGAAUUCCCGGUGCUAGGGCACCGCCCAUCAAGAAUACCCCUUGGCUCGGCUCGGCUCAAUCGUUGUUCGAUGCCACGACAGAGACAGAUAUUCUCGCAACUUUGUGGACUUUCGUGACCCGCGGUGCUGGUAAUCUCCAACCGACUGGGCAUCAGGCUAGCUUUGUUGAAUUCUAUGCAAUGAUGGCACUCCGAGCGGGUGUCUCUUUCGUGGCUUACGACGGCACCCUUUUAAUUGACACUGCUGUCGUCAUGCAGACAGUGGCCCAGAUUCCAAACCUGGGAUAUGAUGGUAUGACCGGUGAUCAAAGGGGAGCUGUGAUAUUUUUCGAUUGUGACCUGGGCAAAGCUUGGGCUGCUCGCUAUCUUGCAGCGGCCCGCUGGUAUCUCCACUGCUCUCCUAGUGCCAUGGGAUUAAGCACAAUGGGAAGCGGUUUAUAUGCAUACACAUCCCAACGCCAUGGACCUGGGUAUUGGAAGUACCUCCGCCCACGGCUCAUCCGCGCGCGGGGCCACAAGUCCAGCUUUGACUUGCCCGUCUGUACCCCCAGCUUUUGGUACGAUGGUGGGCUUGAAGGGUCCCAGCCACCACCGCUCCAUCGGUGCAAUCACUCUCCACAACCCAUUUACAAUUCCCCCAUAAUUGAUACUAUCAACGCUGUGUCCUCAAUCACGGAGUGUGAGACUUAUGAGGAAUGGCGCUCCAAUAUUGAUAAAGCCGUUGCCAGCGUGGAUAGUUGGCUGCGCGACCUCGCAGCUCGUGGUGAGAGCGAAGUCUUGCUCCGUGCCGCAGUGGGAGCAUCCUCCACAUUCCUUGAUCUAGUGGCUAGCAACCUUGCUGCUGUGUUGGAUUUUGAGUGA